UCCCCACAUGUCAGAAUUGGACUAUAGCUAGACACACAGACACUGCUAAUCCAUUCAAGAGUGUGCACAUUUUGUUUAUUGCUUCAUACACUGUAAUUAAUCAAGCCAUGUUGAGUCCAUUUAGUUUGGAGUUGUAGACGCUCACUAAACCGACUGAUCAGUGAAGAUUAAAUAAACCGGUUUGUUUGAUGUUUCUCAUUUCUGCUUGUUCAUGCAGAGGGGGUGGAAGAGGCAUGAGCAGGAAAGGGCCACUUAGCGAAUCAACCGUUUCCUCUUGAGUAAUUGAAGCCAGAGCCACUGCUGCGAUCAAGCAGUCUAAAGUUGUGAUGGAAUUUGGAUUUCGACGAUUCCAAAUGUGCAUGUGGAUUUGUUGAGAGAUCUUGAUGGCAGCUGAGAGAAACCCUUUGUCAUGUUACCUGGAUGAAAGGACCUUCCGGCUUUGCUGUCAGCUCUUUCUCCAACACUCUGAGACCAUCAAGGAUGGCUGGAGCUGGGAGCAGAUCAAGGGCACUGAUGAAGGCUUCAUGAAGAAGACUCUUCUCAUCCCUGUUAAAUCCAGUGUUUUGCAUGAACAACCUGAGAGUUCCAUGCAGGAUGAAGACAUGGUGACAGAUAACAUCCAGGCAAACGUUGAGGAUGAAACGGUUGGAGUUCAGGCAGUAUGUGAAAUUCACGCUGUGCUGCGCUAUGAAUACCACGUUCUGUAUUCUUUCAGCUAUCAGAUCCCUGUCCUCUAUUUCAGAGCCUCCGCGUUAGAUGGGCAACCCCUGUCUCUUGAGGAGGUUUGGAGCAAUGUUCAUCUGAACUAUAGACAGAGACUACAGCAGGGACCCUGGGACACGCUGACCCAACAGGAACAUCCUUUACUGGGCCAACCGUUUUUCAUGCUUCAUCCAUGUCGCACCGAGGAGUUUAUGAAACCUGCUCUGGAUUUGGCACAAGCUGAAAACAAGAGGGUGAACUAUAUCGUAACUUGGCUCAGUGUUGUUGGACCCGUCAUCAGGCUGGACGUCCCUUUGAGCUACAGCACCGAGUCUGACAUUUUUCUUUAUUAUGCAGCCAAGUAGUAUGCUGUGCCAGGACAUGGUUUAAAAGUUGAAUGGAAUCAAAUCCCCCUGAAAUCCUGAGCAUCUGAAACGGAGGAGAUGAGUUUAGAGUCCGGAGUUUGAGAGAAGACGGUGAAAGUCCUCAGUCAGCAUGUCUAAAUGGGGCGCGCGUCUCUGGGGACUGUAUCAGUGUUGGUAAGGAGGUCAGCCUCCUACCCGGAGCAUCUCGCUCUAAUGGACAGACAGGAAUGAUGGAGGGGAGAGAGAGAAACAUAUAGAUGGAGCACGGAAGGGAAAUGUUACCUGCUUCAUAAACAGAGCAAUUCUUAAAGGUUUAGGCCCCCCAGAAAUUAAUUAAGGGCUGUCAAGCUCAAUUAUAGUCUUCAAAAUCUUUUCAAAUCUGUGUAUUUGAAAUUGAAAUGUCCAGUUGGUGUUUGGUUUCAUUUGUGUCUUGAAUUCAUUUCUCACGCAGAGCUACAAGUCACAAAUGGACUGAUUUUAUCCCAUCUAACAAAAAUAUGUUCUUAGAACGUUUUGUUAAUGUUAGUUAUUAAAUUACAAAAACGUUCU
Messenger RNA from Carassius carassius (crucian carp), 1616 nucleotides. RefSeq names its product ubiquitin-like-conjugating enzyme ATG10. The record is from RefSeq and is a predicted model, not a curated record. Gene Ontology annotation, cellular component: intracellular anatomical structure. NCBI's taxonomy places the organism in Eukaryota, Metazoa, Chordata, Actinopteri, Cypriniformes, Cyprinidae. Bases 384 to 1067 code for a protein of 227 amino acids. The transcript has 8 exons. Gene Ontology annotation, biological process: protein modification by small protein conjugation; protein lipidation; macroautophagy. Gene Ontology annotation, molecular function: Atg12 transferase activity.